Messenger RNA from Colossoma macropomum (tambaqui), 2082 nucleotides. RefSeq names its product ATP-dependent DNA/RNA helicase DHX36-like. Lineage: Eukaryota; Metazoa; Chordata; Actinopteri; Characiformes; Serrasalmidae. Gene Ontology annotation, cellular component: cytoplasm; nucleus; intracellular anatomical structure. The coding region runs from base 277 to 2082 and encodes 601 amino acids. The record is from RefSeq and is a predicted model, not a curated record. Gene Ontology annotation, molecular function: ATP binding; DNA helicase activity; G-quadruplex RNA binding. The transcript is spliced from 16 exons.
CAGAAAGGGUCGGAGAGGAGGAGGAGAGGAGGAGGAGGAGGGUGGCGAGGAGACAGAGAGCCGCGGUGGGAGCGCGGAGGAAGCUGGGGCAACUCGAGCUGGGAGGACCAGGAGGAACAUAGCCGAGGUGGAGGUAGAGGAGGAAGAGGAGGAGGAGGAGGAGGACGGGGAAAACACCCGCCUCACCUGAAAGGACGGGAGAUAGGACUCUGGUACGCCAAAUGGGGAGGCAUUAAGAGAAACGAGGCAGAGAGAAAAUCGAGAGCUGUAGUCCAGAUGGAUGAAUCCAGAGAGCAGCACAUCACACAGCUCCUGAAUUCAGUCCAGCGAGGGCCGCCCCAAGAAGCUCACCCCUCUGCCUUUCCGUACCAGCAGAUGAAGCAGGAGCCCAGCGGCCACAGUUACUUUGAUGGGGAUGAUCCUCUGGAACAACAGCAGCAGCCAGUGAAAGUGACAAAAAUCGAGCCAAAGGUGGAGAGGGAGACAGAAAAGGAGGAGAUGAAGAUGAAAGUGAAGGAGGAACCCAACGAAAGAGAUCUGGAAUAUCUGUUUCAAGAUUUGGUUCAAAAGCCGUCACUGGAUGCAGAGCUGAGGAGUGAUUUUCAAGCUAAACUAGAGAAUCCAAAAUACCUGGAAAUGCUGAAAUUCAGAGAGAAGUUGCCCUCCUACGGCAUGAGAGAGGAGCUGGUGAAUCUGAUAGAGGCGAACCGCGUGGUGGUGGUCAGCGGUGAAACUGGCUGCGGCAAAACCACGCAGGUCACACAGUUUAUCCUAGACGACUACAUCCAGCGUGGAUUGGGCUCCCUCUGCAGGGUGGUGUGCACCCAGCCAAGACGCAUCAGCGCCAUAUCCGUGGCAGAGAGGGUUGCAGCGGAGAGGGCGGAGCCUGUCGGAGAGGGGCGGUCCUGCGGGUAUCAGAUUCGUCUGCAGAGCCGGUUACCACGGAAACAGGGCUCGGUGUUGUAUUGUACGACGGGAAUUAUUCUUCAGUGGCUGCGCUCUGAUCCGUGUUUGUCCAGCAUCAGUCACCUAGUUCUGGAUGAGAUCCAUGAGCGGAAUCUACAGUCUGAUGUUCUCCUGACCAUUGUAAAGGACCUGCUGGGGACCAGGGAUGACCUCAAGAUCAUCCUCAUGAGCGCCACGCUCAACGCCGACAAAUUCAGCAAGUACUUUGGAAACUGCCCCAUGAUCCAUAUCCCUGGCUACACCUACCCAGUCAAGGAGUACCUGCUGGAGGAUGUGGUGGAGAUGCUCAGGUUCCGGCCGCAGCAGCAGGACCGGCGGCCCCGGUUCCGGAGAGGCUUCAUGCAGGGUCAGAGCGCGUGGCCUGAGAAGGAGCAGAAAGAGGCAGAGUACAAGGAGAGCUGGCCCUGCUACGCCCGCACACUCAGAGACAGGUACUCAGACAGCACCAUCGAUGCCCUCGAGAUGAUGGACGAGGAUGACAAGAUCAAUCUGGAGCUGAUUGCAGCACUCAUCCGCCACAUCGUGAUGAACGAAGACGACGGCGCUAUCCUGGUGUUUCUGCCUGGCUGGGACAACAUCAGCAGCCUGAACGAUCUGCUUAUGGCCGACCAGAUGUUUAAAUCCGAUAAGUUCAUCAUUAUUCCACUGCACUCUCUGAUGCCCACGGUCAGCCAGACACAGGUUUUUAAAAGGCCGCCACCCGGAGUCCGGAAGAUUGUGAUCGCCACGAACAUCGCAGAAACCAGUAUUACUAUAGAUGAUGUGGUGUAUGUGAUCGAUGGAGGGAAGAUCAAAGAGACGCACUUUGACACCCAGAACAACAUCAGCACUAUGACUGCGGAGUGGGUGAGCCUGGCCAACGCCAAGCAGAGGAAAGGACGAGCCGGCAGGGUGUCUCCAGGUAAAUGCUAUCACCUGUAUAACGGUCUCAGGGCGAGUCUACUGGACAGCUAUCAGCUCCCUGAGAUCCAGCGCACCCCACUGGAGGAGCUCUGCCUGCAGAUAAAGGUACCACGACUAAGAGUGGGUGUGGGUGUGUGUGUGGGUGUGGGUGAGAAUGGGGGUCUAUGUUCUCCUCUGUGUGGUUGGUGGUACACAGUGGAGAUCAGUGAGUGA